AUGGCCGGGCGGCCAAAUGCGCCUGAAGCUGCGGAUCAUAACAAUAACCUGCUUGACCUUGGGAGUUCAACACCGAUCUAUAGUUCGGGACAGAGACCUCCAGUGGAUGAUUCACAAUUGCUACAAAGAUACGACAUUGACGACUCCGAUGAAUUCCAGCCGCAGCCUAGACCUUCGACGAGUUACGAUGACUUUAUCGGCGGAGGCAGGGGAGCUCCUCAAGACCAUGGCCACACGCAACCAGUAUCCUCGUCUACGCGGCCUUUCACCGCUCCUUACAUGACCGAUACCUCACGGAACUACUCCCAAACCUCCGAUCUAAACAACUACGCACCAUAUGGGGACGGAGAGGAGGACGGUGAAGACGAUGGGGGCUACAAAUACUAUGACAAUGGAGGCCCGUCAGAUGACAGCAUACCCGGCGGAGGGUUUAAGGUGGUCGGGGGCCAUCAAGGGCAUAACAGAGCCAGCCUCAUGUCCAUGUCUGGGAUGGUGGACAGGGCUAGGGGAAUGCUUGGGAUGCGGGACAGCCAUUACUCCGACAUGGACUUACCCUUAACCGAAGCCGGUAUGCAAAAUGAACGAGUUGACACUGCUGAGACGGAAGAAGGAAAUCCAGUUCAUGAAAGGAAGGCUUUCACCUUCGACGAUGUCAAAGCCAUGUUUGCUAGGAAGAAGGUCGACCCGUCGAAGCUUGGGCCUAGAAUCAUUCACCUCAACGACCAGACGGUUAAUGCCGCGAACAGAUGGGCCGACAAUCAUAUUUCGACCGCCAAAUACAACGUCGCAACCUUCAUUCCGAAAUUCCUUCUGGAACAAUUCUCCAAGUACGCCAACCUGUUUUUCUUGUUCACCGCCGUCCUUCAACAAAUCCCCAAUGUCUCUCCGACAAGCCGUUACACAACCAUUGUUCCCUUGGGAAUCGUGCUUCUUGUCUCCGCUAUCAAGGAACUGGUGGAGGACUACAAGCGGAAAUCCUCAGACAAAGGUCUGAAUGACUCCAAGGCGCAGGUGCUCAAAGGCUCCAGUUUCGUGGAAACGAAAUGGAUCAAUGUCGCUGUUGGUGAUAUUGUUCGAGUCGAGUCAGAAGAACCUUUCCCGGCCGACAUGGUUCUUCUGGCAAGCUCCGAACCAGAAGGGCUCUGCUAUAUUGAGACAGCAAACCUGGACGGCGAGACGAACUUGAAGAUCAAGCAAGCCAUCCCCGAAACUGCGCAUCUGGUGAGCCCUGCCGAUCUUGGACGACUUGCGGGACGUGUCCGGUCGGAACAGCCUAACAGCAGCCUGUAUACCUACGAGGCCACUUUGACCAUCUCCGGCGCAGGACGCGAAAAGGAGCUACCUCUGACACCCGACCAACUUCUCCUUCGUGGCGCAACUCUCCGGAACACUCCUUGGGUUCAUGGCGUGGUUGUCUUCACUGGCCAUGAAACAAAACUGAUGCGCAAUGCGACCGCAACCCCCAUCAAGCGCACCAACGUGGAGCGGUUGCUCAACAAGCAGAUCCUUAUGCUUGUGGCCAUUCUUUUGAUUUUAAGUGCCAUCAGCACCAUCGGCGAUAUCAUUGUGCGCUCAACCGCUGGGAAAAAACUGACAUACUUGUACUAUGGGAGUUUCAACGCCGCCUCGCAGUUUUUCUUGGACAUCUUCACGUACUGGGUCCUCUAUUCCAACUUGGUCCCCAUAUCACUUUUUGUGACCAUCGAGUUGGUGAAGUAUUAUCAAGCUUUCCUGAUCAACAACGACCUGGAUAUCUAUUAUCCCGAUACGGACACUCCUACCGUCUGUCGUACUUCCUCGCUUGUGGAAGAAUUGGGCCAGAUUGAGUACAUUUUCUCAGACAAAACCGGCACUUUGACCUGCAAUGUGAUGGAGUUCAGGCAAUGCACUAUAGGUGGCAUUCAAUAUGCAGGUAUCGUGCCGGAAGACAGAAGAGCCACCGGGCCUGACGACACCAUUGGGAUUCAUGAUUUCAAGCGUUUGCAAGAGAAUCUCAGAACGCAUCCCAGCAGGUCUGCCAUCCACCAUUUCCUCUCACUUUUAGCGACUUGCCACACGGUAAUUCCAGAGCGCAAGGACGAGAAGUCUGAGAUCAAAUAUCAGGCCGCUUCUCCUGACGAGGGAGCUCUCGUCGAAGGCGCCGCCAUGCUGGGCUAUCGCUUUGUAGCCCGUAAGCCUCGCUCUGUGAUCAUCCAGGUCGACGGAGAACAAUUUGAGUACGAGCUACUGGCGGUAUGUGAAUUCAACUCGACCCGGAAGCGUAUGUCAACCAUCUUCCGGUGUCCGGACGGCAAGAUCAGGGUCUACUGCAAAGGCGCCGAUACUGUGAUUCUAGAGCGCCUGGCCAAAGAGAAUCCCAUUGUGGACGUGACAUUGCAGCAUCUCGAGGACUACGCCACGGACGGUCUACGCACACUCUGUCUUGCCAUGAGAGAGGUGCCAGAGGAAGAAUAUCAGGAAUGGAAGCAGAUAUUCGACAGGGCGGCCACUACUGUGGGAGGUAAUCGUGCGGAAGAGCUUGACAAGGCUGCGGAAAUCAUCGAGCAUGAUCUGUUCCUGUUGGGCGCGACCGCCAUUGAAGACCGAUUACAAGAUGGAGUGCCCGAAACCAUCCACACGUUGCAAACUGCAGGGAUCAAAGUGUGGGUUCUCACGGGCGACAGACAGGAGACGGCCAUCAACAUCGGGAUGAGCUGCAAACUGAUCAGCGAAGAAAUGACUUUACUGAUCAUCAACGAGGAGACCUCCACAGCCACCCGGGACAGUCUGCAGAAAAAGUACGACGCUGUGCGCAGUCAAGCCGCGUCGGGCGAAUAUGACACACUCGCCCUAGUGAUUGAUGGAAAGUCUUUGUUGUUUGCCUUGGAAAAGGACAUGGAGAAGUUGUUCCUCGACCUGGCCGUCAUGUGCCGAGCCGUCAUAUGCUGCAGAGUCUCGCCGCUGCAAAAAGCUCUGGUGGUCAAACUCGUCAAGCGCCACUUGAAGGCGCUUCUGCUGGCCGUCGGAGAUGGUGCGAACGACGUCUCUAUGAUCCAAGCCGCUCACGUUGGCGUCGGGAUCAGCGGUGUCGAGGGUCUACAAGCAGCACGCAGCGCCGACGUGGCGAUCGGCCAGUUCCGGUAUCUGCGCAAGCUACUUCUGGUACACGGCGCGUGGAGUUAUCAGCGCGUCAGCAAGGUCAUCCUAUACUCGUUCUACAAGAACAUCGCCCUGUUCAUGACCCAAUUCUGGUACUCGUUCCAAAACAACUUUUCCGGCCAAGUCAUCUACGAGUCAUGGACACUGUCCUUCUACAACGUCUUAUUCACGGUCCUGCCGCCCUUCGCCAUGGGCAUAUUCGACCAAUUCAUCUCUGCCCGCCUCUUGGACCGAUACCCACAACUCUACCAAUUGACGCAGAAAGGCAUGUUCUUCCGCAUGCACUCGUUCUGGUCGUGGGUGGCCAACGGCUUCUACCACUCGAUCCUGGCGUACGUGUUCUCGUCCUACUUCUUCUACGACGACCUGGUGCUGUCGAACGGCAAGAUUGGCGGCCACUGGCUCUGGGGAACGUCGACGUACACUGCGAUUCUGCUCGUCGUGCUGGGCAAAGCCGCGCUCAUCACCAACGUGUGGACCAAGUGGACGGUCCUCGCGAUCCCGGGCUCCUUCGUGAUCUGGCUCGCCUUCAUUCCCGCGUACGCAUACGCCGCGCCCAACAUCGGCUCGGGCUUCUCGACCGAGCUCGACGGCAUCAUCCCCGUCAUGUUCAGCUCGCCGAUCUUCUACGCCAUGUGUCUCCUGCUGCCGCCCGCCUGUCUGCUGCGCGACUUUGCCUGGAAAUAUGCAAAGCGCAUGUACUACCCGCAGCCGUACCACCAUGUCCAGGAGAUCCAGAAAUAUAAUGUCCAAGACUACCGGCCGCGCAUGGAACAGUUCCAGAAGGCCGUCCGCAAAGUCCGCCAGGUCCAGCGCAUGCGCAAACAGCGCGGUUAUGCCUUCUCCGCCGCCGACGAGGCUGGGCAGCAGACCAGAAUCCUCAGCGCGUACGAUACGACGAGGGAGAGAGGCCGCUAUGGUGAAAUGCUGACCGCGAGGGCGUCGCCUUGA
Messenger RNA from Capronia coronata CBS 617.96, 4089 nucleotides. Its product is annotated as phospholipid-translocating ATPase. The transcript has 2 exons. Gene Ontology annotation, biological process: intracellular protein transport; phospholipid translocation; endocytic recycling. The coding region runs from base 1 to 4089 and encodes 1362 amino acids. Lineage: Eukaryota; Fungi; Ascomycota; Eurotiomycetes; Chaetothyriales; Herpotrichiellaceae. The record is from RefSeq and is a predicted model, not a curated record. Gene Ontology annotation, molecular function: ATPase-coupled intramembrane lipid carrier activity; ATP binding; magnesium ion binding. Gene Ontology annotation, cellular component: plasma membrane.